AUGGGUACAUUACCGGUUGAAUGUGUUGAAGGAAUCUUGCAAUUUCUUGAGGAUGAUAUAGAAUCACUUCAUUCAUGUGUUUUAGUUAACCGACUUUGGUGUAGGUCAGGAAUUUCAUUACUAUGGAGCCAGCCAUUUUCAUUUGUUGGGAGACGAGCACAUAAAAUUAUAGAUGUUUACAUACUGUUUCUAACUGAUGAAAAAAAAGAAUUCUUUAAAAGACUAGACAUUAACGGGUUAAGAAAUUCGAUAAGAUGCUGGCUAAUCAAUUAUUACUACGAUAAUUUAAAACUCGUUAAAAUUUACGAGGCUUUUAUUGCAGAGUUAGAUGAUCCAUUUGCAAAAUCCAAAACGAUUCUUUCAACACUCGAAGAAUUUUUAUUUUAUUAUUCAGGAUUAGUAACAGAUAGAGAAUUUGAAAUUGUUGGUAAUUUAUUUAUAGAUUUAACGGAAUAUUCUUCUAGGAUUGAGUAUGCGCAUAUAGAUUUUAAUGGGUUACCUGUUGAGCCCAUAGAUCUUGAUGAAUUUGAUUCACUGAUUUCAUUAUUUUUAGAGUCGCAGAAUUCUUUAAAAGAUCUAACCAUUGCAAUAUUAUGGUCGAAUUCUGCAGCUUCUUUAGUAAUGCAAAGUUUAUCUAGUGAUUUAUUAUCAAACUCUCUAAAAUAUUUAAAGCUUCACCAGCUAUCACAAAAUAGUUAUCAUCAGUUAUUAAAUAUUUUACACCUAUUAAACAAUUUAGAAACUUUACAAAUAAUUGGGUUUUACGAGGAGAAUAUCGAAGAUUUGAAGGAAUUCAGUGAUGAUGAUGACAAAUUAAAACCGAUUAAUUUAAAAAAUUUACAUUAUGAGGGAUCCGGAUCAGAAUAUGACAUAUUUAUUUCAUUACAUCCCAUAAUCAUAAUGUCUAGCUCUAAUUUAAAAACAUUAUCAACCGAUUUCGUUACCACAGAAUUAUUAGAAACAAUUUCGAAAUAUUGUGUAAAGUUAACACAUUUGUCAAUUUCUUUAAUAAUAAAUGAAAUACCCGAGAUAUUAUUCAGUUUAUUUGAUUCACUUAAAAAUUUAAACCAUUUAUCAAUCUAUACAAACUCGGCAGAUGUUCCAUUUACCUCAACCGAAAAUUUAUCAACAUUUUCUAGAAAAAUUCCCAAAACUUUAAAAUAUUUUGGGUUUGAUUUUUUAAUUUCUCCUGAUAUAUUAGAUUUUUUCCUAAAAGAAUGCAGAGCUUCGUUACAAGCAUUAGCUAUUUACAGGAGCGAGAUGGUUAAUGAAGAAUUAUUAAUUGUCAUUGAAAAACAUUUUAAAGAGAAAAAAUCUUUAAAACGAUUAUUAAUAGAUCCUCUUGAUUGUGAUUUCCAAAUGAAUAAAUACGAAAUACCAAUCAUUUCACGCACAAUCGAUCCUUGUUAUCCUUUCAGCGGACCUUCCACAAAAGAAUAUGAAAACAAAUGGGAUAAAGAUAUUUUUGUUGAUUUCGAUAAUGAAUUAUGA
This is a messenger RNA of Entrophospora sp. SA101, 1491 nucleotides long. The record is from the annotation of a GenBank genome assembly. NCBI's taxonomy places the organism in Eukaryota, Fungi, Glomeromycota, Glomeromycetes, Entrophosporales, Entrophosporaceae.